Messenger RNA from Wyeomyia smithii (pitcher-plant mosquito), 1893 nucleotides. It is a transcript of the gene Tm2, whose product is annotated as tropomyosin-1. The transcript has 5 exons. Gene Ontology annotation, molecular function: actin filament binding. The coding region runs from base 215 to 1069 and encodes 284 amino acids. Gene Ontology annotation, biological process: muscle contraction; actin filament organization. Gene Ontology annotation, cellular component: actin filament. The record is from RefSeq and is a predicted model, not a curated record. Lineage: Eukaryota; Metazoa; Arthropoda; Insecta; Diptera; Culicidae.
CUCCGUGGCGGCCAUUUGUACCCGCCGGUGGCACUGUAGUAGUGCAGUGUCCGAACAGCGCCAGGGUCCAUCGGGCGUUUUAACGUAUUGCGCUACUCAGUGCUAUCGUGUUUUUAGUCUAGCGAGGAUUUGAGUGAGAGCGCUCAGGUUAGCAUCACCGGUUGGUCACAUAUAUUUUGUUCGGAGGCCGGAGUAAGCAGAAAAUCCAUCCACCAUGGACGCGAUUAAGAAGAAGAUGCAGGCAAUGAAGCUUGAGAAGGACAAUGCUCAAGACAAAGCCGAUACCUGCGAGAACCAGGCCAAGGAGGCCAACCUCCGCGCCGACAAGAUCAUGGAGGAGGUCGCUGAGCUGACCAAACGUUUGGCCCAGGUCACCAGCGAUCACGAACAGUUCAAGGCCUCGCUAGAGCAGGCCAACAAGGACCUGGAGGAGAAGGAGAAGAACCUCACUUCCACCGAGGCCAACGUUGCCGCGUUGACCCGCAAGGUCCAACAGGUUGAGGAGGAUCUGGAAAAAUCCGAGGAGCGCUCCGGUGCUGCUCUGUCCAAGCUGCUGGAGGCCACCCAGUCGGCUGAUGAGAACAACCGUAUGUGCAAAGUAUUGGAGAACCGUUCCCAGCAGGAUGAGGAGCGUAUGGAUCAGCUGUCCAACCAGUUGAAGGAAGCCCGUCUGCUCGCUGAAGACGCUGACGGCAAGUCUGAUGAAGUGUCCCGGAAGCUGGCCUUCGUUGAAGAUGAGCUGGAAGUCGCUGAGGAUCGUGUGAAAUCCGGAGAAGCCAAGAUCAUGGAGCUUGAGGAAGAGUUGAAGGUUGUCGGUAACUCGCUCAAAUCUCUGGAAGUAUCAGAAGACAAGGCCAACCAGAGAGUCGAGGAGUUCAAGCGCCAGUUGAAAACCCUCACCAUCAAGCUGAAGGAGGCUGAAACUCGUGCUGAGAAUGCCGAGAAGAACGUCAAGAAGCUCCAGAAGGAAGUCGACAGACUAGAAGACGAACUGGGCACAAACAAGGACCGGUACAAGUCCCUGGCCGACGAGAUGGAUUCCACCUUCGCCGAGCUGGCUGGUUACUAAAGGAGCUCUCCCUGUUUCCGGUUCUUUUUUGUCCGUAUACUCGUGUUGUACUUUUGCCGUAACCAGGCGCGCUUUUGAUUGAUUCAAUUUUCCUCGUCCCACUUGGAAAUUCAGCAGCAUUUUCCCGCACUCGAUUGCACCGCCAUCAAGUACCAAUACAUAAUCGCACAGAAGAGAACAGAAUUCGACACCCCGAACUCCGACGAGAUUCAAGCUCCGAAUAGAAAAAUUCAUGUUUUAUCAUAGGAAAGUAUUAGUGUAUAAUUGUCAGAAUUAUUUGUGUAGCAACGUAAGAGAUCCGCUUUUUCACAGCGCGAAAGGAAGAAAAUCCGUAUUUUUGUUGUUGUUUCAACCGUCGAGAAGAUCGAGUUCAUGAACAAAAGAUUUUUUAUCACUACUCUUAAACAUAGAUUAUAUUAUAACAAAAAUAAGCGAAGAACCCUAUUUCGUUGGAGGAUUUUUUUUUAAUAAAACAGCUGCCGCUGUCGAACCGAGAAACAGAGAAGUUGGUGUUGCAAUCAAACUAGAUCUAAAAGCACUUGUCGUAGCACUCGGAAUAAUAAUCAAAAAAAAUGUAUUACUUCUAUCAUUUAAUAAAAAGAAACAACGGUAAUGCUAACUAAAGAAAAAAAAGAAGCACGAUGAAACCAGGUAUCUGCUUUAAUUCGACUCGCAUGUGCAUCCAUUGCAUGCGUUACUCGAGUUAGAAUCUUAGGAAAUUCUAUUUCUCUAUUUUUUAGCAGAAAUCGUAUCAAAAUCAUAUUUAUUGUAAUGCUAAGUUUUGAUUUAUUUUGUACAAUAAAAGUUUAACUAUUGCUAAGGUA